AUGUCUCCAAGUUUGGAUGGUAUUUUGAAUCAACUGGAAAUGCGGAUCCUGAACCCAUUCAAACUUGAAGUUGAUGUAGAGUAUGAUGGAUAUAAGGGAGUCUUUGUUUUUUGGGAUAAGGAUAUUAUUCCUUAUACUAAGUUGACUGCUAAGGAAUUAAGGGAAGUUAUGAAGAAGGCUGGAGAGGACAACCCUAAGAUUUGGCCUACUCACCUUAAUGUUCUGUUGAAUAGAAAAUUGGCCUUUCGUAUCAAGUACCAAUUGCAAUACCAACGAUUCUCUAUCGUGAAAAUACUUCACGACGACGACCUUUACGAUAAGUUUCACAACUACCUCACCCCAGAUGAGAAUAAACCAAAUGCCGCUGUUAUGGAAAUCGACACCACUUCUCCAACUAUUAAUCCAAACAAAGAGCUCACACAAACUUCUGAACAAUCAAUCGGUGCUAUCCCCGAUUCUGGUGCUCAGCAUGAGGGGAGUCCUUCUGCAAGCAGCAGUACCCCUACCAAGAGGGUUGCUACGUCAACCUCAGUCAACGAACUCUUCGACCAAGACGAACUCACUCCUAAACAAUCAGCCACUAAGGCCAAGACUGGAAAAAAGACAAAGCAUAUCAAGAAGGAUUAA
Vicia villosa (hairy vetch) is the source of this 627-nucleotide messenger RNA. RefSeq lists its product as uncharacterized. The record is from RefSeq and is a predicted model, not a curated record. The transcript is spliced from 5 exons. The coding region runs from base 1 to 627 and encodes 208 amino acids. NCBI's taxonomy places the organism in Eukaryota, Viridiplantae, Streptophyta, Magnoliopsida, Fabales, Fabaceae.